Messenger RNA from Bombina bombina (fire-bellied toad), 1750 nucleotides. RefSeq names its product brain abundant membrane attached signal protein 1 (gene BASP1). Gene Ontology annotation, molecular function: transcription cis-regulatory region binding; transcription corepressor activity. Gene Ontology annotation, biological process: negative regulation of DNA-templated transcription. Gene Ontology annotation, cellular component: cytoplasm; nucleus. Lineage: Eukaryota; Metazoa; Chordata; Amphibia; Anura; Bombinatoridae. The transcript is spliced from 2 exons. The coding region runs from base 194 to 904 and encodes 236 amino acids. The record is from RefSeq and is a predicted model, not a curated record.
GGGAGAAGUGCAGAGACAGCAGCAGAGGCAUUGCUCCAGCGGGCUGUAAUCACUACAGUCCUAGCCACCGAACAAGGGAGACACAGCCACCCAGACUAACCCAGGCAGGCACUAGCCAGCAGGACUCAUUGUGACACAAGGGCACACUAACACAUAAGGACUAAACACAGGAUAAUCAACAAGGGCUACAAACAUGGGAGGAAAGUUGAGCAAGAAGAAGAAGGGAUACAAUGUAAAUGAUGACAAAACUAAAGACAAAAAAGCAGAUGGAGCAAAUGCAGAAGAAGAAGGGGCAACCAAAGCCAACGAGGAGACUCAGCCUGCUACUGAGAAUACAGAGGUGAAAGAAAAUAAAGAGGAGAAGAAUGAUAAAGAUUCCCAGGCUGCAGAAAAUAAAACAGAAGUUAAAGAUGGGGAGGCAGAUGUACAGAACAAAGAUAAAGUUCAAAACACAGAGUCAGAGAAGACAGAGGCAUGCCCUGACACUAAAGCCGAACCUCAGAACACUGAACCACCAGUAUCCAAGCAAGAGGAGCCAACUGCUGCAACUCCUGCUCCAGCUGCUAACAGUGAAGGGCCAAAAGCCUCUGAGCCUAGUACUGAGGCACAAGUUCCCCAGCCUUCAGAAGCACCAGCACCAAGUAAAGUGGAUGAAAAGAGUAAAGAGGAUGGGGAAGCCAAAAAGACUGAGGCUCCCUCUGCACCAGAAGCCAAAAGUGAGGUUGCCCCUGCUUCAGACUCAAAACCUAGCAAUGAGGUUGCUCCAUCUUCUGCGAAGUCUCCAGAAACUGAAGCAUCUAGUUCUUCUACUAAGGCCUCUGAGCCUGCAGGACCAGCUGAUGAAGUUAAAGCUUCCGAGAUCCCAGCAGCUAAUUCUGAUCAAACCGUAGCAGUUCAAGAAUAAAAUGGACAGCCUGUUUGAAGCAACCACUUAAAGCAACCUGCGAUGAUGUUUCUUCUUUGUUUUUGAUUAUUUUUUCAGCUAUACUAACAAACUUGAUUUAGAUAUAAGUACAUGUAUUGCCCAGGAAGGAUAUAAAAAAAAAAAUCCAAAUAGUAUUUUUGUGGGAAAAUGUACAAAACACACAUUCCACCAAAUCUGUCAAGUAACAGGUAAAUUACAUAAUGAGAUAUUAAAGUUUAGUGAUAGAUGUUUGUAAGCAAAAUUAUUUUUUACAACCGAAAACAGCAAUGAAAACAACGUCAGCAUAAUACAUUUUAUUUUUACUCUUGCAAUAUGAUUGCUGGAGAAAGUUCUUUUUCAAAUUUGCCCAUAGGGCUUGUGCCAAGGCAAUCAAAUCUUUUUAGGAGGGUUUUUUUUUUUGCAGUCAGUUCUCUUAUAUUUUUAUUUUAAAAGCAGUGGAUAAACAUGGCCAGACCUCUCCAACAAAACCCAUUUUAGCUGUCUCUUAUUCCAGGAGUAAAACCAUCCUCAUCCUAUUUAGUCUACCUAGAUUUACCAUGAUGAAUUAAUGCAUGUCUGUGGUUGGGUGCACCUGUAGUUCUGUUUAUUGGUCAGUGGAAAUAAUAAUAAUAAAAAAAAAGUCUGCGUUGAUUUGCAGUUCCAGUUUUUCUUCCAUUCUAUGUCACAGACACCAACACAACACUCAUUGGAAAAGGCUAAAAAAAAAAUACAAAAAAAAAAGAAAAGAUAUAAAACUACGGAAGAUGUAAAAUGGAUGCAUUGAAAAUAUAUGUAAUUGUAUAAAUGGUGCAACAGUAAUAAAAGUAAAAUAAUUACAAAACAAAA